Messenger RNA from Malaya genurostris, 2679 nucleotides. Its product is annotated as mitochondrial protein C2orf69 homolog. Gene Ontology annotation, cellular component: mitochondrion. NCBI's taxonomy places the organism in Eukaryota, Metazoa, Arthropoda, Insecta, Diptera, Culicidae. The record is from RefSeq and is a predicted model, not a curated record. The transcript has 5 exons. Bases 299 to 1819 code for a protein of 506 amino acids.
GUGUGUGCGCAACAUCAACACAGCGUUCAGAAAAAUCGCUUUUUCGCGAUUAUUUUUGUGUACGCGAAUCGAGGGAAAUCUGUGCGCCUAAUUUUUAUUCCAAAAUUCAUCAUAAUUGAAGAACAAAAUGAGUGCUUCUUGUGACGAAAAGUGAUUGCUGUAUCGGUGUACCGUGCAAUUGGAUUUUAUUUAUGAAACAGGAAGAUUACCCAGCCGCAAAAAUCGAAAACCGGACCUAAUCGUGGUAGUUACAUAAUUGUGGGCAACAACCGAUCGAACACUCGUGUGCUCCCAUGCAAUGCAUACGCUGAGAUGUAAUGACACGACCACGACAACGGCCACCGCCACGGGACCCAUAACCGGUAGUAGUAGUAGUAGUAGUGCUGCUGGUGUUGCUGGAGUGACUGGUUCAGCAGUGGGUGCUAGUGUUUCGGGAACAUCGAUUCUUCAGUUACAACAGCAACCGCAACAGCAGCAACCACAACAACAACAACAACAAUCACAAUCAUCUCAGUUAGCGAAGGGUGGUCCCGUACGACUGAACGGUAUCAAAGGCUACCAAAACCGAACUAAUCAUAUCAUCUACUGUCCGCCACUGUUACGGUCCAAAGAUGAAUGUACGGCGGUUGUGUAUUUCGGCGGGGAUGUACAGGACAUUCCGGAGAAAAUGGAAACCAACCGAGAUAACAAAAACUACAUCAAGUGGAACUUAGAAAAUACUGCUUUAUUGUUGCGGGAUUCAUUUCCCCGAGCACACAUAAUAGUGGUCCGGCCGAUGCGUAUGGAAUAUAGCACGUUUAGUUGCUUCGACAAUUUUGUACGCGGUAACAAUGCCGGCAUUCCCGAUCAUACACCAAUGCACUACUCGCUGCAGCAUUUAGAAGAACUGCUGAACAACUUGACGAAAAAACUGACGAAACCUGUGCUGGAACCAGAUCUACUGCAAAAGUUGAUAGCAGCCACGAACUCAUCGCUCUGCGGAACAAAUCACGAGGGCAGUCAGGAUAUGGAUCUGGAUGUCCAUCCGUCGGAUUUGCAGAACAAUGCAACAGCAACAGCAGCGACUACGAAUGCUUCCACUUCGGCUUCCAUUGUUAGCAGCAAUAAUGCCAGCAGUGCUGACAUCAACGAGUUGCUCUGGUGGCGCGAAAACCUGAAUCUGGAUAAGGCAAACCUCGCAUUGAUGGGCUUCAGCAAAGGCUGUGUCGUCCUGAAUCAGUUCAUUUACGAGUUUCAUUACUAUAAGACCCUUACGCCGGAUGAUAGCACAAUGAUGCGACUGGUUUCGCGAAUAAAGGACAUGUACUGGUUAGAUGGUGGUCACGGAGGGGGCAAAAACACCUGGAUAACAUCUCGGAGUCUGUUGGAAACGUUGUGUCGACUAGGGAUAAGCGUGCACGUCCAUGUUACGCCAUAUCAAAUUCAGGACGAUCAUCGGCCCUGGAUUAGGAAGGAGGAAAAAGCGUUCACGGAUUUACUGAAGCGGCUCGGGGCUCCCUUCGAUCGGCAUCUUUAUCCGAGCGAGGCCAAUUCGACAAACUUAUUCACCCAUUUCGAGGUACUGAACCGGUUCCGGCAGUACCAGAUAAAUGUCUUUGCACAGCAGCAUCUGCAUCAACAGCAACAACAGUUGACGGCCACCAAUUUGUCUACCACCUCACCAGAGGACAGUGUCGAGGAACAACAGGAACAAUCGUUACUAGCCCCAGAUAAUGUAGGACAAACGAAUGAACCCGUGGAAAUGAUCAUCGGCAACGAUACCGACAUCGAGGACGAGAAGAUUGUCGACGAUGACGAAGAGGAGAAUGGCCCCAAGUGAUCGCAUCAUUGCGUGGUACUACUAGGCAAAAAAGUGGUCAGUUGAAGUGCAAAGUCGAAUUGUGUUUUCAAUUGUGUGAUUCCAGUGAAGGAGCAAUCGGCUAAGGUAAUUUUAAAACAGCGUACUUCACAUUCAUCAAACAACCAUAUUUGUGAUUUCAGAGUUGCUCUCUUUUUACCAAGCAAGUCAUCUUCAGAAUUUUCAAUUUGAUUUGUGGGAACGUAGAGUAUCCCACAGUAUUUUGGUUGUGUGAUCAAGCAAUUGUACAGCUAAUCGGUAUAACUUAUAGCAUGCCAUUUAUUUUGCGUUUAUCGUCAAACACAGAUUGUAUUGCUCCGGAAAUAGUUUAUAUUUUUAUUUUCUAAACAUAAAUCGUACGAGAAACGUAUAAUAUAUAUAUUAUAAAAAAAUUCCCUUUGAUUGUAUAAGGUUUACGAUAAAUUGAUUGAACGAAAGUAGUUGGGGUAUGUCCAUUUUCUUCGGAUGCAAUGCUGAUAUUCACGGAAGGUCACUGUUUCAGAUUAGUGUAAGUGAUUUUAAUAACAAAAGCAAAUAACUCAAGCAAGUAUUCGAUUUGGAACCAUAUUUAGGCAGACGCAAAGGGGGUAUUUUUUUUAAAUCACAAAUUAGUUUUACAGACUUUACAGGCUUUGAUGCAGCUUUUUGGCAAAAUUUGUUCUGAAAAUGUUCCAAAUAGCAUCUUGAAGUAAGCAAAAGAUUUUUAAAAAAUAAAAUGAAAACAAUCAAAACGAAAUUCAAGAUUUUUUUUUGAUGAAUGGUCUCAAGUAGAUGUUCGCUAUAGAAAUUGUAAAUGAAAAUUAAAUGCGAAAGUAAGCGAUUUUUCAUGUUUGAAUCUAAAA